Ambispora leptoticha is the source of this 248-nucleotide messenger RNA. Lineage: Eukaryota; Fungi; Glomeromycota; Glomeromycetes; Archaeosporales; Ambisporaceae. The record is from the annotation of a GenBank genome assembly.
AUAAAUUUCGUGAACAAGAAAAAAAAAGAAAAGAACAAAUAGAUUGUUUAACUAAACUAUUAUAUACUAAAGAAAAAGACAAGUAUAAGGCAAUAGAAAUAGAAGAUGCAACAUAUAAUACCAUUAGAUAUUUCAGAAAAGAAUCAGCAAAAAAAUCAGAAGAACUUCGAAAAUUAAAACAACAAAUAAAACAAUAUGAGGAAGAUCAAGAAGCGAAGAAAGCGGGAGAAAAACUGCGAAAAGAAUGA